Molecule: messenger RNA, 8453 nt
Organism: Poecilia reticulata (guppy)
Lineage: Eukaryota; Metazoa; Chordata; Actinopteri; Cyprinodontiformes; Poeciliidae
Source: RefSeq, a predicted model, not a curated record
CUGCAACUUGUCUGUGUCUUUCAGGUUUAAUUGGUGUCCUCGACAGCAGCGCUGGACUUGGUCUGAAAGAGCAAGACGGAUGAACCCACAGAGUCUAACCGAGAAUGUUCCCCGUCCCGUCGCCUCACCAUGUCUCCAUAGAAACAGUAUUAACUGCCCCCUUUCCACGAUUCCUCCUUUUGCCUUUGUCAUGUCCCGAUAASCCCCUGGGUCUCUGAUCCUCCCUCUGUCCUAACCACAGUCCCUGUGAUCUGAGUCCAAUAGCGUUACUUUGGAAAUGUUCAUUUUUCCGUUCAAUGCUGCCAGCCACCACGGCUACGGUGGGAAGCGUCUGAAUACUUCCCAGCAGGCCCCCAAACCCUGUCUGAUGUGGCUCCUGGGACUAGUGCUGCACCUGACUCUUUCCUCUUCUCAGCGUAUCGACCUGAAACAUCCCAUAGUUUCUACCAGCUAUGGAAAGGUGCGUGGCAUCCGGAAGGAGCUGAACAAUGAGAUCUUAGGCCCAGUGGAGCAGUUCCUAGGCGUGCCRUACGCCACCGCGCCCAUCGGCGAGCGCCGCUUCCAGCCCCCCGAAGCCCCGGGCUCCUGGCAGGAGAUACGCAACGCCACCCAGUUUGCACCUGUGUGCCCCCAGAAUGUCCACGGCGUUUUGCCCGAGAUCAUGCUGCCGGUGUGGUUCACCGACAACUUGGAUGCAGCGGCGACCUACGUUCAGAACCAGAGCGAGGACUGCCUUUACCUCAACAUUUACGUGCCCACUGAGGACGGUCCGCUCACAAAAAAAAAUGAUGAAUCCACGAUGAACAGACCAAGGGAUGAAGAUAUUCGAGAUCGCCGAAAGAAGCCGGUCAUGCUCUUUAUCCACGGAGGCUCCUACAUGGAGGGCUCAGGGAACAUGUUUGACGGGAGCGUCCUUGCUGCCUACGGAAACGUCAUCGUUGUAACCAUGAACUACCGCCUUGGCGUGCUCGGAUUUCUGAGCACGGGGGACCAAUCUGCUAAGGGGAACUAUGGUUUGUUGGACCAGAUCCAAGCUCUGCGCUGGCUCAAUGAAAACAUUGAGCACUUUGGAGGAGACCCAGAGAGAAUCACGAUCUUUGGCUCCGGAGCCGGUGCUGCCUGUGUAAACCUUCUCAUCCUGUCUCAUCAUUCUGAGGGCCUGUUCCAAAGGGCCAUCGCUCAGAGCGGCUCCGCCAUCUCCAGCUGGUCGGUCAACUACCGACCUCUGACCUACACCAAGAUCCUGGCCAAGAAGGUGGGCUGCACCCUGGGGGACAUGGCAGAGYUGGURGACUGUCUGCGGCGGAAGAGUUUCCGGGAGCUGGUGGACCAAGACAUUCAGCCCGCCCGCUACCACAUCGCUUUCGGGCCCGUGGUGGACGGGGACGUGGUGCCGGACGACCCGGAGAUCCUCAUGCAGCAGGGCGAGUUCCUCAACUACGACAUACUGCUGGGCGUCAACCAGGGAGAAGGCCUCAAGUUUGUGGAUGACAGUGAAGGAGAAGAUGGGAUCUCUGCAGCUUCGUUCGACUACACGAUUUCAAACUUCGUGGACAAUCUGUAUGGAUACCCUGAUGGUAAAGAUAUCCUAAGGGAAACCAUAAAGUUCAUGUACACAGACUGGGCCGACAGGGACAACAGCGACAUGCGCAGGAAGACCCUCCUGGCUUUGUUCACAGACCACCAGUGGGUGGCCCCGGCCGUCGCCACAGCCAAGCUCCACGCAGAGUUCCAGUCGCCUGUCUUCUUCUACACGUUUCACCACCACUGUCAGACGGAGGCACGGCCGGACUGGGCGGACGCCGCUCACGGAGACGAGAUCCCGUACGUGUUCGGGAUUCCCAUGGUGGGAGCCACUGAUCUUUUCCCCUGUAACUUCUCCAAGAACGAUGUAAUGCUCAGCGCCGUGGUCAUGACCUACUGGACCAACUUCGCAAAGACAGGGGAUCCUAAUCUGCCUGUUCCUCAGGACACAACAUUCAUUCACACUAAGCCUAACCGUUUCGAGGAGGUGAUUUGGACCAAAUUCAGCUCCAAAGAUAAGCAGUACUUGCAUAUUGGCCUGAAGCCACGUGUCAGAGAUAACUACCGUGCCAACAAGGUUGCUUUUUGGCUUGAGCUUGUGCCGCAUCUCCACAGCCUGCACGAAGAACUCUUAAAUGCGGUCACAACUCGACUGCCGUCUGGAGGCACUGGCCGACGCAAGGUGCCCCCUCCCGUCAACUCUUCGCCCCAAAAGCCGCCGGUGUCCACCUACCCGUCGGAACCCGACCCCGACAGCUCAGAGAGACCGCGCCCCACUCCCUUCCCGAGCGAGACGAGGGACUACUCCACUGAGCUGAGCGUGACGGUGGCCGUCGGCGCGUCGCUCCUCUUCCUGAACGUGCUGGCUUUUGCCGCACUUUACUACAAAAGGGAUAAGCGCCACGAACUCAUGCAGAGGCGCCACCGCCGGCUCUCCCCACAACGUGGCGCAACAAUGGGCAUGGGGGUCGGCAUGGGAGUCGUGGGCGCCCCACCGCACAACGACCUAGCGCUCAGUCAGGAGGAGGAGCUGAUGUCACUGCAGAUGAAGCAGCAGAGGGUGGAGCUGGAGCACGGGACACCCCUCCCUUCCCGUGCCCUCCACGGUGACCUGGAACCUCUCCGUCCUCCCGUGUGUCCCCCUGACUACACGCUGGCGCUGAGGCGGGCACCGGAGGACGUGCCACUGAUGACCGCCAACACCAUCACCAUGAUCCCCAGUACCAUCAGCAGCAUCCAGCCGCUCCACCCAUUUAACACUUACCCACCUGUCCCGGCCCCUUCGUCAACGCCUGUGCCCAGCCACAGCAACAAUGCCCUGCCUCACCAACACUCUACUACCCGCGUAUAGGACCAGGCACAAGCUCCGCUACUCCUUUGGGCUCACCAAGAUGCACCACACAAACUGCUCCAUUCCAACGUCACCUUUCCCCCCCACAACCUUCUUUGCCGUCUUCACAUCUUCGUCCUCAUCAAGCCCUCAGAUAAAGCUGCAGUUUGUAAGAUUUGAAGCGGUGAAAUACCUCUAAGCUAUAAUCACACCUCAACGGGGACCGGAACGAGAAAGCGCCCUUGUCAUCACGCUUAUUCGUGUAAUAGCUCAGUGGAAAUUCGGUGCUUAGGAAAGGUCGCCCGGUCACGCCGCUUUAGGCCCGUAGCUCCCUCGAAGAGGUGUCGUAAUCAGUCAGACGUUUCUAACGUGGAGUUCGGUUGUUUGGCACACGCGUUUCCUUUCAUGUCAGUGUGGAGCAAUGUUUAACAAAGAGUACAAACACACAUUGUCAUUCAUUUAGGGAGAAGAUGAUACAGUAGCAAACAGCUUUGUGCGAGGCAGCAUAUGUCCCAGCAAGCUGUCUGUCAUAAAGCGUUGGUUUCUUGAAGCUUACAAAUUGCAGCUUUAAAAAGGCCCAAUCUGGAAGGGGGAUUUGGCACCCCAUACAGAGCUCUGUGCUCCAGCAGCUGUCUCUGCAUUGUGAUUUUAGAGAUUAUUGUAUAGUGUGAAAUAUACUGCCGAGACUGGGAAUAGAACUGACGUUUGACAGCCACGUACGACUAAAUCUAUUUUGGAUUCAUUUACGUUAUUCACAGUGGCUUGGAAAAGUGUCUGCACCCCUUGAUCGUUUUCACGUUUUGUCACGACUGCAAACUUUAAUGAUUUCUGUUAAGAUUUCAUUUAAUAGACCAACAUAAAGUAAUACCUAAUUGUGGGUGGAAGGAAAAUAAUUCAUGGUUAUAAAAAUCUAAGACAUGCUGAAAAUAAUUUUUUUUAAGUCUUGCCAUGGAUUGACAAUUUGUGCCACAUACCUUAAUUUUGGAGCAAGUGCCACAUCAGCAUUAUCAUUUAGUAUUAUAAUCUUAUCAGGGUUUUUUUUUUUUUACAGAAUUUUAAAACAGUAAAACAAUUGUAUUUUUCAUGUGUUUGUUGUGUUAGGUGAUUGGUAGUGCCUGAUUUAUACAUUUGUACUUUGAAAUAUUAACACAAAGGAGUCAAGGAAUUACUAGUGGAGUGGAGGAAAGUCCAGUCUUGUUCUCAAAAUCCAAAAUGCCUGCCGUGCAUAAACAAAUUAUUCCUGUCAAAAUGUAAAUAAUUUUAAAUUCAAUUUUAAAUUCAUCUCUGUACUCAGUCACAGACACACAGCGUGUUCUCUACAACCUCCUUUAGGUAACAAAUUGCUGCAGUGAAAUAUGACUUUAGCUUGUGUUGUUAAUAGCAGUUUUUGUGCUUAAUUCCUGGAUUAUUAUUCGAUUACCAAAUAACUGGAAAAGCUGUAAAUCGAUUUGUCCAAGUUUUGACUUCAGCAGGUAAAACAGCACAAGUUGUGAGAAAGUUACCACCAGAGGUGGUUGUAUUGUGCAUYAUUAGAUAUCCUCCACAUGCAACGCUUUCAGACUUUUAAAAUAAAAUGGAAUACAAUGUACAAUUUGCCUUCCGCUCUAUAACAGAGGCUACUUUGUGUUGGUCCGUAAAACAAAAAUCCCACAAUGUGGAAAUACUUCUGCCAAAAGUAUAUAAGCUUUUCCUUGUUAGUUAAGAUUUACUUAAUUUUUGGGGGUUUUAUUGAUUAUUACCAGGAAGAAAAGACUUACAGAGAGAAAACGAGAAGAUAGUGGCUGUACAUGCUAGCUGUACAUGCUAGCUCUACCGCGGCGGCACGCCAAAACCCACGGCGCAUUUUAAAUUCAGUUUAAAAGCAAUGAAACAUUUCUAUAUUUUUUGGGAGUAGGGGUGCAAAUGUCUACAGAUUUCCAGAUUGGGACUUGACCUGUCAGGCCUCGCAGAAAGUAGCUGAACCGCAUUCAGCAGGACGCGGCCUGGAAUCCAGGCUGCCCAUAAGAACUCACCGCAUCCACACCUCCCAGGCUCCACUCACAUCCACCACUUUCUCUUUUGUUCCUCCGUCUCUUUCCUCCACCUCAGAUCAAGUGACUCCUCCCCACGCUUUUACCGCCGUUCCGUCCUCCUGCAUCCACUCUUGUAGCUCUUCUUAUUAAAUAACAUCGACACAGUCCGACAGUUUUUUUUUUKUUUGUUUUUUUUUGCGUCCUCUUUCUCUCAGUCACUUCUAGACUCUUUUUUCCUUUUAGAGUCUUUUAUACAAAAAAAAUGAAAAACAAAAAUGUAAAUGAUGUAUUAUUAAUAAAUUGUAAGGAUAUGAAUGAAAAAAAAAAAAGAUAWUCUGAUAUCUCGUUUUUACCAGCAUUCUUGGUGCCAAGUACUGUGAUGAAGUUCCUUUUUGGCCGGCGUCCGGUGGACCGCUUGCCGAGGUCCGUCCCGACUGAAUCUCAUAAAAAAAAAAAAMMMCAACAUGGAGUCCCCAUCAAAAGAAAGUGCCAACCCCUUUAUCUUUCAUUUCAAACCACACACACACACACUCUUUGUGUUUUAUUUACACUCAAUGUUGCACUGUGGCUGGUCUCUUCUAUAAAAGGGAAAUCAGAUUUAAUAUAUCCUCAUUUAGAAGAAGAAAAUAUAUAAAAGUUUUAUUAACUACUUUGCUGUGUGGGAUAGUUGCAUGAUUUUUUUUUUUUUUGUGUGUGGGGCAGAGUUUUUCCAUUUUGAUCAUUUCRAUUGCCUUGUUUGGUUAUUUUCCAUUGAAUUGUUUUUGCUUUUGGAAAUAUUUCAUUUUCUAUUUUAAUAUCAGCUGCACUUUGUGGUACUUCGGAAAGUAUUAAAGUAUUAAAGAGAUGAAUAUUGUGUAAAGCUAUGAUUAUAACAAAGAGAGUAAAUAUUUCCUCUUUAUUCUUUUUUUUCAAUUUCAUUUACUAACACCGCGGCUGUGCCACAAGACUACCAGAGACUGAUGAAAGCCUUGUUUUAUUUUUAAUCCCCCCCAUUUUUUUUUUUCUUUUAAAACUGUCAAGUUUGCACAGUCACUGUCUCUCAGUCUCAUACGAGGAAAGCACUUUUUAUGUUACAAAAAGAAAAAAACAGAGACAUGACUUCUUCACGUGAAUAAUCCAAGCAAGGUUCAUGUACGUGACUGACAUUGCGUUAAUGCUUCAAGCAUCUGAGGACGACUCAAUUGUCCUUUUUUUUKKUYYUUUUUUGUCAGCUCUUUUGUCGUCUCAUGGUUUUCGCUUCGGCACGGCGGGUGAAAAGAAAAUAUAUAUUUAUGGUAAAACAAAAAACAAAACGAAAAAAAAAAACAACAAAAAAAACGCAAUGAGAGCCUUGUAUGAUUGUGUCACUUGUUUUGCACAACUGAACACAAGGAUGGGUUGUACCCUGGACAAUAUUUGGUGGGAUGGGGGCAGGGGUUGGAAAAAAAAGAGAAAACAAAAAAGGAAAAACUGUGACAUUAGGACAACACUGGAGAAGCAGUGACUCACUGGUGACGACGACAAAACAGUCUGUGUGAUCCGUCGGAUGCGCAGAGAAUGCUUUGGGAGGGAGAAGGAGGGGGGGGGGGAYCYUGAUUAAACAAGACGUCACUCACACCUUGUACCAGAAAAAGUGAGGCAACUGGGAUUAGCAUCUGCAACCCCCCCUUUCCCCCCUCCCCCGAGUGCUUAAGGAUGUCGACGCUCCCGGAUCCAGACUGCCAUCCCUCACGCUGGGCUGGAGCGAGCUGGGAGGACGAAAAACCAACAAACUGAACUUUUAUUUUUUAUUUUUAAGUGUACGAGAACAAACUGGAAUUUGUAAAUAUUAUGUUUGUCGUUUGGUUUGGAGUGAUUGGCCGGAUCCUUUUUUUUCUUUGAGACAACAGGUGCAAGUUUAGAUGUCUUAACAUGAUUUCGACGCUCAUGCACACACAGCCGGUUUGAUCAGCCGUUGUUUACAAUGUCUUGCGAAACUAUUCGUAGGGCUAACCCCCCCCCCCCUCUCCCCACCCUGAACUUGUUUGUCACAUUGCAGCCACAAGUUUCCAUGUAGGGAUCUCAUUCAAUACACCAACACAAACUAUAAUUGUGAAGUGGAAAGGAAAAUUAUAAAUGAUUUAAAAAUUUUGGCACACGUUUAUAUUCGGCCUCCUCUGAUUCAGGUCAUUGUACAACCAGCUUUUUCAGAGAUAUUCUCUACCAGUUUUGCACAGAUUUACAAUAACAUUCAGUUCUGGAUUUUUUUUUUAUUAAUACUUAACCAUUCUUUAAAACUAAGUAAUGCCAACAUAGUUCUUGGUUGUUGUUUUUUUUUCUUUUACCUUCACCCCAGUUUCAAACAGGUUCGACCGACUUUUACUAGCCAUGCGUCUUCUGAGCACUACUGGUUGGUCUGAAUUUUAUUUAUGGGCAUCAGAGUAAAGGCCGGAUACCACCAUUUGGUCUAUUUUUUGCAUUCUUAUUGGUUAAUACCAUUAAUCCUUUAGCUUGAUGGUGUUCCACYGCAAUAAAUCCCAAUCAAAUGCAUCCAAGUUUGUGGUUGUAAUGUAGCAAAAAGUGAGUAUUUUUGCAAGGCGCUGUAACUGAGUUCAUGAUCAAAUCUUAUAAGGUGGGCACAUGAGAACAUCUAUCAGCAUACAUGAAUGAUUUAAAGAAAAAAAAAACAAAAGAAUGGUCGAGGUAAAGAAACAGAAAAAGGAAUGCUUUCUGGCUCCGAGUGGCCCAGGUCAUGUGAUUAUCUGCGGUAGUCUAAAGCGUACCGUGCACACUUGGCACCGUCCCAUCAAUCAUACAAGGCAGCUUUUGAAUGAAAUGAGUUCUCUCAUUGGUGAAGAAGCCAAAGAACAGCUGCAGAGAACAGAUGAAGGAAGGGGAAACAGGAAGGAUUUGAGUAAUGAGACAGAAAAAGAAGAAGAAGAAAAAAAAAACAGAUUUUGUUACAAAUUGGCUCAAAGCAGGCCGUAAAUCAAGAAAUUCAAUUUGUGACGCUGGUGUACUUGGUUGUUAUUGUCUCACGUCGUCUUGAGCAUACGGUAUAUUACCCACGUAACUGGAAGGUUGUGAAAUCCUUUGUACUCUUGGUCUUAUUUCGAACUAUAUUCAUAGUGGUUGAUUUUGCUAACUUUUGCAGUUUUCGUCUGCACAUCCUGUCAACGGGAUCGUUGACCCAGCCGUUUGGUGUGAGUUUCAGUUACCCGCGCUUCUGAGGUUAACAUAGCGAAACGCUUUAUUUUUUAUCCCCCUGUCCACUUCUUUUGGAAACAAGGGUUGAAACCAGCCAACAGAAAAACGGAAGCACACUCACCAAGUCUACAUGUUUACACUGCAGUUCUGAUGUUGGCUGACAAUUGGCAUUAUGCAGACUCAAAUAUCCUAUUCUUGAAACUUUUGAUGCCAGAUGUUACAGUGAAGGCUUGCACCUGUUUGUCUGUUUCAUUUAGUCUGACUCAGUAACCUGCUUGAGGCGCAAAAUACGCAGAGGGAGCAUAUUUGACAACGAGGAGUUGAGAGAAUUAAAGUUAAUAUUUCUAUUUCAAAUAGAGGCUAUUACACACUGUCUGUUGUGUAUCUGAACUGGAAAACAUUAAAAGACAUUCUUAAACAAA